Myiozetetes cayanensis is the source of this 2814-nucleotide messenger RNA. RefSeq names its product collagen alpha-1(I) chain-like. The transcript has 6 exons. Bases 1 to 2814 code for a protein of 937 amino acids. The record is from RefSeq and is a predicted model, not a curated record. Lineage: Eukaryota; Metazoa; Chordata; Aves; Passeriformes; Tyrannidae.
AUGUGGCCCCGCGCCGGGAUCCUGCCGGCUGCCCCGAGCCUUCCGCGGUUCUUGCCACGGCUGCGCCUGGGAAACGCUCCUCGCCCUGGGGAUGCCGCUAGUAGCGGGGAGGGGGCAGGGGGAUGGCAAAGCCAUCGUGCAACUGGUGGCAGAAUCGCUCUGGUAGCCCCAGCUCAGUGUGCCCGGCUGCAGAGGAGACGGCUGUGCUGCACCUGCCCGGGGGCGAGGGGUGGGGGCGGCAGGGGUCGGUCGGGCCGGGGGCUGCAAGUGCUCCCGGCGGGGGUAGAGAGGGGGGCGGCCCGGGGCUGGGGCGAGGGGCUCGGCCCGACGCCGCAGGUGCUAAUUUUCCCGUGGCACCCGCGGCUCAGCCCCGACGGCUCGGCCCCCGGCAGAGUCCCAGAUGCCCGGCCCGGCCCACGGCCGGAGCAGAGCUGUUCCCGCGCAGUGCCCAGGCGGAUGGGAACGGCCCGGGUGAGCCAAGCGCCGCGCUUCUGCGACAAAAUCCGCCGCACAGGGCAGGAGGGAACUGCCUGUGCAGGUCCCCUGGCCCGGAGACCCGGCGGGACCGGGCGGCUCCCUCAACUCCGGCUCGCAGUUUUUGCGGUAGCCUGGGGGGGGAGUUUGCUGGUGGGGAACACGGGUCGGCGCGGUACGGACCAGCGUGGGGAAGGCGCGACUGACAGCCACGAAACCCCGGAUCCCAGCCUCCUGCCACUCCUCCUCCCCGCGGCCGUGAGCUGCACCUUCCAGCACUGCCCACCGAGGCGCCACGGGCAAGAGUUCCCCAUCUCCCUACCCCGCUCCCGGAGCCCCCGCCGCCCGCCUGAAACCUCGCGCCGGCUUCCCCGGGGGCCGCCCCUCCGCGGCCGCACUACCCCGACGGCAGUAGGGAGGGGGGGCGGGGAGGCCCACCCGCGCCCCGGGACUGUCCCGCCUCUCUCCCCCGCCCCACCCCCCCUCCACCCUCAGCGCCACAAUCCCCGCGGGGGCUGCAAAGCGGGCUUGAAAGACGGGAAGCGUCAGACCGCUCGCCUGCACACCCAGCAAGGGGAUGGGAAGGCGUGCGUGACUCCUCGGCAGCGCUGUGCGCAGGCAGGGGCUGCCGUGGGCACUGUGAACCCGUCCCGCCGCGGUUCCCAGGGUCUCUCAUCUGCCGGCAGUCGGGCGAGCGCCCUGCGAGGCGCGGGGCGUGAAGCCUCCCCAGCCCGGGAUCUCAUCCCUCUUUCAUUCACGCAUCUCUCGCUGGCACCGAGUACCAGCUGCGAGGUCGAACAAACACCAGUUGAGUGUCCCCUGGUUCAUGUCCUGGGCUAUAACAUAUCAAUCCCUGUCGUGGUUCUCUCGGAUGCACCUGGAGCCCCUGCGGGCCAGGGCGGCGCCGCCCCUGAGCGGUGGCAGCGCCGGGGGCGGCUCCGGGGGGGGCCCCGCCAGGAGCCGCCGCGUCGCGUAGCGGGGCCCCGUCUGGCGGCGGCCACGCCGAGAGGAGCGGGGCUCCCCCCGGGCGGCCCCUGGGGCGGCGGCGCCGGCUCCAGAAGCAGCGCUCGGCUUUCGGUCUGCGGGCGCAGCGCCCGACCGGGCGGCCCGGAGCCGGCCCCCGGGAGGCCCCGCGGGAGCGCCCGCCCCCUGCCUGCCUCGGUCCCCGCACCCCCAGUCUCCGCCUCCCGCCCCGGCCCGGCGCGGACCCCGCUUUCCCCGUGCACCUGCUCCGCGCAACCUGUAAAGCCGAGCGGCUUGGAGAAGGCAGGGGAGGCCCGGCCCCACCGCGCCAGCCCCGCUCUGGGCGCCCCGCGGGCGGCACCGGAAUGUCGAAAGGUUCUGGCAGCUCUGCCCGGCCCUGCCCUACCCCGCCCGGACGGACCACGGCCGCCCUGGUCCCCCCAGUCCUCACAGCCCCGGGAUUCCCAGUUGGAACGGCGUGGCCCGAACCUCCAGCUCCGCCGUGCGAAGGCUGCCCGUUCCCCGGGGAUGGGCAGCGCGGCGGGGUCGCACGAGUGGGACCAUCCCACCGCCACCGCCCCGCGCCCCGACGGGGUCCCGAGCCUUCUGUCGCCGCGCGGCUUGGGGAGAGGGCCAGGCGGAGGGAAUUUCUCGGCGGCGGAGCUCCGCACCCGUCGGGCGAAUGAAGGUGGCUUCCCGUUCUGGGAAAUGUAUCCACCGAAAGCCCCGAUGGCAACCCUGACCUCCAAAUUCACGGGGGCCGGGGCCGGUCCAGGGCGCUCGCGUAUGGGCCCCGUGGAGAACGAUGUCCCGGGAGAGAGCCACGUCUCGGACCCGGACAUCUCCCUAGUGGAUGGCGGGCAGGGACGCCCCCAGGGCGGAACGGGCACCUCCGACGGUGCCGACUCCCACUCGGGCGACCACGCUGAAGUGAAAAGUGGCCCGAGGCGCGCUGGGACGAGUGGGAAGCACUCCUGCCGUCCCAGCGAGACCCCCAGAGCUUCUCUGAUUGUGCCCGCCAGCGUGGGGAGUGCGGUCGGCGGGGCCGGGAAUGCGCGGAGCACUGCGGCCCCCCCUCGGCGGAGCGCAGACCGCGACACUGACCUUCCCGCGGGGGGGAACGGCGCGUCUUUCACAGAAUUAGCCGCACAGGCGUCUCGCUAUAACUUUUGUUCCUCGCCACCACCCGGACACACCGCACCCGCUCCGCCGCCAGCCCGUCCCGUCCCGUUCCCGACGGCUUUCCCGUGCCCUGCCCUGACAAUACGGGAAAUGCAUCACUGUCACCGGUCGCGGGUGACAGAUGAGGCAAAGGCGCGGAGCCCUCGCCAAGGUCAAGUUGAAGAUGUCGGUGGCUGUGCGGUCGCCGCCUGUUGA